Molecule: messenger RNA, 1174 nt
Organism: Echinops telfairi (small Madagascar hedgehog)
Lineage: Eukaryota; Metazoa; Chordata; Mammalia; Afrosoricida; Tenrecidae
Gene: NOTO
Product: notochord homeobox
Exons: 5
Coding region: 1-732 (243 amino acids)
Biological process (GO): neuron differentiation; central nervous system development
Molecular function (GO): DNA binding
Source: RefSeq, a predicted model, not a curated record
AUGGGAGUGAGAGUCACCUGCCUCCGACCCCAGCUCUGCCCCGCCACCCCGACUGGAGCCACAAAGCUGGGUGGCUCGCCCACGGGGUCUCCCCGCGGGCCACAGCGAACCGCACCGGGAUGGUCAGAGUACACUCUUGGCGCGGUGGUCAGCGUGGCUCGCCCAGGGUGGACGGCAUCCUCGGGAUGGGCCGCUCGCUACUGGCCCGUCUGCUCGGCCGUGCCCUGGCCGUGCCCGGCAACCUGGCUGCCUGCUCCGCUGGGCGUGGGCCUCUACCCAUUGUGCCCCCAGGCCUCGCUGCGGGGGCUGCGCGGGGCUCACUUCUGCGUGCUCCCAGGCCUCGGCGCCACAGGCGUGGAGCUGGCCCACUGCCCAGCCCUCUGGGACCCCCCAGCGUGGUCCACAGCCCAGGACCUUCAUGACACCGAUCCACCAAAGAGGGUUAGAACCAUGUUCAACUUGGAGCAGCUGAUGGAGUUGGAGAAAGUGUUUGCCACACAGCACAAUCUGGUGGGGAAGAAGAGAGCCCAGCUGGCUGCCCGGCUCAACCUUACGGAGAACCAGGUGAGGGUCUGGUUCCAGAACCGGAGGGUGAAGUAUCAGAAGCAGCAGAGGCUGAACCUGUCCGCCCCAGACGAGCCCUUGGAAGGCCUGCCAUCAUCACGGAGUGAAGGCGCCACGUCAGGAGAGGACCCGGGAGAACUGGGCAGAGACUCUGUGGAGUGUGCCUGAGCCAGUUCCCCCUAGAGGCAACCACUGGACCUCCCCAUCCCACACAUGUGGGUCUCCCCAAAGAGCCUCUCCACUCGCCAAGGGCACCGGGCUAUCCGGGGGGGCCCCCAUAGACUGAGAAGGCUAGCGUGACACAGCUGGCAGAGGGGGGGAUGUGGACCUUCUGCCCCGUGUCCUUCGCCAUGGUACGGACCUGCAUUCUUCUCUGUGUGGUGUGUGUGCGAUGUGUCUCACGGGGCUGAAGCCAUGUCUGUGACGUACUGAAAACGUGCCAGGCCCAGAGCUUAGUGCACAGUGACAGGGUCUUUACAGACCUGCCUCCCCAACCAGCUGGCCACAGGGCUUGGGCUUUUCCUGGGCUGGCUGUGGGUUCGGGGCCUUCUGCAAUCAGUGUUUGAGCAAAGUCCUUUCCUGACAAGGGCUGGUGGAGUUAAGAGCAGGG